This is a messenger RNA of Zophobas morio, 1367 nucleotides long. RefSeq names its product regulation of nuclear pre-mRNA domain-containing protein 1B. Bases 125 to 1120 code for a protein of 331 amino acids. The record is from RefSeq and is a predicted model, not a curated record. Gene Ontology annotation, biological process: mRNA 3'-end processing. The transcript has 6 exons. Lineage: Eukaryota; Metazoa; Arthropoda; Insecta; Coleoptera; Tenebrionidae. Gene Ontology annotation, molecular function: RNA polymerase II complex binding.
GUAAUCGCCGCACCGUUCCAUUAGCCACCGACGAAACGAAAUGUCUUGUUGUGAUUAACAUUUUGUGGUUAUAUUUACACCAGUUACAUUAGUUUGUUAAGCGUAAUACGUAUUAAAGUGAUAAAUGGCAGGUUUUACCGAAACAGCAUUCGCUAAAAAAUUAUCCGAUUUAAACAAUUCCUCGCAAAGCAUUCAAACUUUAUCUUUUUGGUUAAUACAUCACAGAAAACAUUACACCACAGUGGUGAAACUAUGGAGCAAGGAGCUGCUAAAAGCGAAAGACAGCAAGAAACUCACCUUCAUGUAUCUCGCAAACGAUGUAAUACAGAAUAGUAGGAAAAAGGGCCCCGAAUAUGGACAGGAGUUCGGCGUGCAUUUGAAGAAGGCGUUCGAGCACAUGUCGGAAGCGGAGGAGAAGACGAUAAACAGCUUGGAGAGGCUGUUGUCGAUUUGGAGCGAAAGGGGAAUUUAUACUGAAUCUCAGAUCGCAGACUACAGAAACGCGUUACGGAAAGAAGGGCCUCCAACUAAAAAACAAAAAUCAAGUGAUAAGGUUUCUUCCAAAGAAAAGAAAAAGUCGGAGAAUGAAGUCACUGUUGAGGUGGACGGGAUGGUGGAAACGCAUGUGCACUUGAGCCCCCACACGCCCGCGGGGGACCCACCGGAGCCCGAAGAACUGAUUAAAGCUAUCCAAGACUUAGAAAACAAUAUCGCUUCUGCUGAUGAGGGGGUUCGUCAGAGGAUUGCACAAUUGCCAACUUCCGUUACCGAAAUUUCAACAAUAGCGAAUAUACAAGACAAAGAGCAAGCGGAGAAAUUGAGCCAACAAGUAAACGAAGCUGUGACUUUAUUGAACGAGUACAACAGUAGAUUAGCGUCGGAGAUGGAACACCGCAAAAAAGUUUCCUCCAUGAUCAGGGAUUUCCUUCAGGUGCAACAAGAACUCCUAGCUCAAGCUGAACAAAACUUAGAGGAGUAUCAAGAUAAACUAAUUAAGGUGUACAACGUGCGAAACGAACUGAAAUCUCACAUCCAGAAUCUACCCGACCUGACCCAGCUGCCAAACGUCACAGACGGCUUAGCACCAUUGCCAUCAGCAGAACAUUUAUUUAUGCCUUAAAUUAAGCUGUGAUUACUUUAAAUCUCAACCAACCACAGCAUUCGAGCACUUUGUAAACGGAUUUGUUUGAUAAGUGUUGACUGGAUUUAGCUGAAUUUUCCUUAGUGAUACUGUAAUAUCGUUUCAAUUUUACAUAUUUAUUCGAGCACAGGGUGCUAUAGUUGUAGGUAAUGUUGUAUGGACGGAAUCUGGAACUAAGAUGUAGUCCUUUUUUAAAUAAAGCGAUUAUUUCAGCGUGCAGAAGUGA